Molecule: messenger RNA, 1506 nt
Organism: Drosophila arizonae
Lineage: Eukaryota; Metazoa; Arthropoda; Insecta; Diptera; Drosophilidae
Source: RefSeq, a predicted model, not a curated record
AUGGCAUCGCAUAAUGUCCAUGGUGACAUAAAUGAUUUGGAGAUGAUUCGGCUCACAACGCUCCUCUGCCUAGGUCUGAUCCUAGUGGUCAUYAUCUCUGCAAAAAAACACAACUAUGACGAUGUUGGUCGAACAAUUUCUAUAGAGAUUCCAAGCCGUAGCAAAUCUAAAGGACGUCGCCAAGAUGUGUCCGGAUACUUUUCGCCCCCUUCUUAUCACUAUUCACCCUAUCCGAGCUGUUAUUGCCCGCCGGGCCCGCCGGGUCCACCUGGGCCUGCAAGUCCUCCUGGGAUUCCCGGUAGACCUGGUAUUCCCGGUCAGCCAGGCGUUCAGGGUCCAAUGGGAAUCAAGGGUGAUACCGGCCCUACUGGUCAACCAGGAGUUAAGGGGGAAAAGGGCGUGAUGGGUCCGCCGGGUCCACCUGGGCCUCGAAGUCGCAAUGGAACACCCGGUAGAGAUGGUAUUCCCGGUCAACCAGGCGUUCAGGGCCCAAUGGGAUACAAGGGUGAUGCAGGCGUUCAGGGUGCUCCGGGCGCUAAGGGCGAUAAGGGUAACACGGGUGCAAUGGGACCACCAGGUUUUCGUCGACGGCGCAGAGAUAUCAAUGGUCAAGCUGUCCCUAUUGAGGAGGCAGAAGAGAUCCGUGUAUUAAAAGGAGAUCCCGGACUUAGCGGUGAAAAGGAACAGUUAGAUGGCUCAUCCCGUACCGAUGACAAUCCUGAACUGCUCGAUCUGCCAGUGGACAGAGAUAUAGUACCGAUUGACGAUUCAAGCGAAAGCAGAGCAACAUGCGUAAGGUUGUAUUUGGCAAUAGUUGGUGGAUCGAGUGUGCCCACCCGUAAUCAUAACAGCAACGGUGUUGGAAGACAUAUUACACUUCAAGUGCCAGCUUCCGCUCCUGCACCUGCUCCUGCUCCAGCGCCAUCUCCACCAAAUGUGAUUAUCAAAAGGCCUGCCCACUAUCAUCCACCACCGCCACCGCCGCCGCCAGUUUUUUUCCCACCGCCGCCGCCGCGUCCACAUCAUCAUCAUCAUCAUCCGCCACCUAAAUGUAAUUGUCCGCCUGGCCCCCCCGGUCCACCGGGUCCUCCCGGACUCCCAGGCAUGACCGGAAAACCAGGACGUCCAGGCGACAAGGGUGAUAAGGGUGAUGAUGGCCUGAAGGGUGAUAAAGGAGACACGGGCGCAAGGGGCGAUAAGGGUCCUGCUGGUCCACAAGGAAUUCAGGGACCACAGGGGCCACAAGGGCCGCUGGGUCCACCCGGAGCUCCAGGCUCCCAAGGAGCUCAAGGACCUCCUGGCCCCCAAGGCUCCCAGGGACCUCAAGGUUCACCAGGAACACCUGGUAUACCAGGACCUCAAGGCGCUCUAGGACCACCAGGUUCCUCUGGAUCUCCUGGCUCGCCUGGGUCUCCUGGCUCCCAAGGCCCACCAGGACCCGCAGGACUCCCUGGAAAGCCGGCGUCACCUGUGUGGAGAACACCACCAUCAUCAUCACCAUCAUAA